AUUUGCUUUCUCAUUUGACACUUCGCCUAAUUCUGACGUUUGCUUUUGAUUUAUCGUUUAUCAACCAACACAUAAAUGACUACCGUUCCGCCCGUAAAACCCCCACGGGGAAUAAAAUAUGCCAAAGAAACAAGCGGUCUACUGAUGUCUGUUAUUCGGGCAUUGUCCGCUAGCGAGACAAAUGAACAGAGAGAAGUUGAGAAGGCGAAGCUCGAGAAGGAGUAUAAGAGAAGUGAUCAACGUCUCGAUGAACUCGUUUCUCUUCAUGAUCAGGACCUCACGCAGGUCAUGCAGAUAUUCAGUACUUUAUCGGAACGGGUCACAGCUUCGCGUGAGAAGAUUCAUGCUGUUAAGGAGAACUUAAACGCAUGUAAACAGCUGCUGCGUUGCAGAAGGGAAGAACUUAUGAAAUUAUGGCUAGAGGGUAUCGAACAUAAGCACCUUUUGCAACUGUUGGACGAAAUCGAUCAGUUACGAGAUGUUCCUUCUCGCCUAGGUCAUUAUUUAAACAAAAAACUGUACCUACACGCUACCCAGUUACUAGUAUCUGCUCUUUCCCUCGGAGAUGGGACUUUGGAAGGAGUGGAAGCUCUCAGGGAAGUUCGUACAGAAUUGGAAGCUAAAGAGCAACAGCUACAUGUAAAGUUACUUGAAGAACUGAGUAAACAUUUAUAUAUUGAAUCAACACGUGAAGUAUUACUCAAACGACAAGGCUCUGGUCGUGAUUUCCAAAGGGGCAACGAGUCACGCGGAUCUAGAGGAAAUAAAGUUAGAAGAGCAUUGCUUGACGUCAUGUCUGCAUAUUCCGCUGGUCAGGCUCCAAGCCGUCGCACUUCGCUUGUAAAUAUGGGAACAACACCUGCAACUAUUGAUGAUUUGAGUAAUAUUGUCGAGGAUGAAAAUGCCACGAAUCCUGAAGAGAAUUCGGAACAUUUUCUGGCAAUUAUAAUCGAGUGCCUUGCAUUGCUCAAUAAGAUACCAGAGGCUGUCGAGGCUGUUAAGGUACAAAUGCAGACCGAGCUGCUAAAUAUAGUAGCUCGAACUUCGAAGAAAAUCAAAGAAAUGGCUGACAAUCAACCAACCUCGUUAAAACCUAUAUCUGCAGAAAUCUCGGAGAUUAAGAUUACGUCGAGCAAUAAUACAACAGAAAAGCAGUCCCUACUUCUUGACCUGCUUCAAACAGUAUUUGAACAGUUCAGAUUAGUUGCUGCAAUGCAUGCUGUAGUGCUACGCAGUUUUUCACAUGUUGUAAAGAAAUAUAAUUUAGAUGUACGAUUAUAUGAAAUGCCUGACGUAUGGAGUAAGAUUCAAGCAGUUCUUCAGUUAUUGUUAACCGAAUACCUAGAUAUACAAAAUAUGGGUGACGAUCCCUUCCAAACUCCCACAACACUGAGAGAACCGGCAAGUGACGUAAACACUUAUUUUGCCAGAAGAAAGCCGCAGCGUCAAAAAAAUGGCUCUCUUUUCAAGUUUGACUCUUCAUCUCACACUAUGACGCUCAACAGCUAUCUCAAGGAACAUAGAUAUAGUAAUUUCGUAUUAGCGGAUGCUAGUCAAUCUUUGGGUGCUAUAAAGGAGAAAAGACUUGUCUGUGAACCAGACCCACAGAAUAUCACACUGGUCUUUAGACCAAUGAUGAAAUUCAUUGAAGAAAUAGAACAAGCUCUAGGAUGCAAACCUGGAAAUCCAUGCACGUUGAAUACUUUCAUUGCUGAUUAUGUGAAGGAAGUAUAUUUGGGACGACAUCACGUGAUAGUUGCUACAGCUAUUGAUACCGCGACUAAAAGCCAAGAGGCUUGGCGCGCAACAACGUCACCUGAAUUAAUGAAAGAACUUGGCCUACCUCGACCACUUCUACAGAGCACCGUAAAAGUCGAGCAAUGCGUAAAUGAGUUGAGAUCGCUCAUGACCGUGCUGCCUCUUCAGGGCGAACACUUCUGCACGCUUGCUUUAAACAUACUUCACAAUUAUCGUGAGACGUGUCAAGCUGCGUACCGUGGUAUAGUUCAACCUGAAAGUGAAGAUAAAAGAAUAUGUUCUGCAGCAUGGCUGAAAGACGACGACAUCAGUAGAUUUAUCAAAUCAUUACCGAAUUGGGCGAAUUUGAAAUAUGAAACGCACCCUCAGCGUGGAGCUUUCGGGAGAAGAUCGAUGCGUCGUCAAGAGACGCAAGAGGAGGAAAGCCCUGAAGAAGUGAGACAGCGUAAUCUCAGAGAAGCAGAGAUCUUGGCGAGUAAUUUGGGUGAAGGCGGUAUCAAUGCUCAUGAGAUACUAUCUGACGUUGGUCAGCUACGUGGUUUAGCGCUACUCCAAGAAAGCAUGGAAUGGUUCUCCCUUUCCAUACAGUCGUUUGUCUUCGAGUUACGCCAGGCUAAAUACUCUGGUGAAUCACAAGGCUUGCCGCCUAUGCCCGAGGCUUUAGUAGAAUCGCUGCAUCAGCUGGCUGUCGAAUUUGACGAGUUAGCAAACACUUGCAUCUUGGUUCUGCAUCUAGAGGUACGCGUUCAAUGCUUCCAUUACUUGUUACCCCGGGGGGAGUACAGUCACCUGUGUGGCGGAGCCAGAGAUGCACAGGAGGCGGAUCCUCGAGUUGAAGAAUUGUGCAGAGUGAUGCAGCACAUCGAUGAGGCAAUGCAGUCUAUUCUUCAUCCAAAAAAGGCCAAGUACAUCUUUGAGGGACUUGGUCAUUUGAUAGCCAAAAUUAUAAUAACGUCUGCUCAGUUCAUGGAGAAGAUCGACGAAAUUGGCAUUCAAAGGAUGUGUCGAAACGUGUUCGCCCUGCAGCAGACGUUAACAAAUAUCACAAUGGCUCGUGAACUAGCGAUGGAUCAUGCCCGUCAAUAUUUUGAGCUGUUCUACCAAACACCGGAAGAAAUAUUGAACGGUGUAUUAGAAAAAGGUCCGCGGUUUUCCGAGCUUGAAUAUAUGAAUGCUUUCCAAUUGAUAGGCAGAAGUCAACAAGAUUAUGGCUCGAUCAAUAAACACCUCGAAAAAUUAUCUGAGAUAUUGGGCGAGGUAGGAGUAACAGUGUAGCUGUGUUUUGUCAGCGUUUUUCACCCUGAUUCCACAAAUACUGUAUAUUCAUCGUAUAAAUAUGUGAAAAGCUUCCCAUUUCUUGGUGAAACGAGAAAACUUCUCGUUCUCAACCAACAUCACUCGUCAUGUAAAGUUGUAAAGCUAUAAUAUAACUCAUAUUUAAUUUAAUAUAAUUUAAAAUAGAAAAUAGAAAAUGUAUCCUCCUUGUCCGCCAAAUCCAGUCCUCGGUAAGUGUUUUCAAGUGUCCAUGUGCUGCAUUCUUCCGGAUUAUCAUUCUUUCCUUUGCAAAAAAUCAGAAAAAUUACAUUUCUUGACUGUUACUACUUGUAUUUAUUUGUUUUCUUCUAUAUUUUAUUCUUACCUUGAGUUCGACUGAGCAAAAGAAAGCUGUGCUGAGUGGAUUAUCAGGAAUUGGAUUAAAUAUCUCUAGAAACUUCCAAGCUUUCUAGCCGGAAAUCUUUCCCUUCCUCUGCCGGAAACGUAUGAAUUCUCUAAAUAACAUGGUAACGUGAUUAUUUGAAUGUUUUGCGUCCCAUUCGACAGGCUGCAACGAAUAACGAAAUCAUGAAACCCUGUAUAAAUUAAGAUGAAAUAUAAUGUAUGAUUGUGUUCAAUGUAUUUGCGGAGGUGACGUGGUAAUAAGUAAUAAUCAAAGUAAAUUCUAU
Diprion similis is the source of this 3701-nucleotide messenger RNA. RefSeq names its product exocyst complex component 4 (gene Sec8). Gene Ontology annotation, biological process: chemical synaptic transmission; Golgi to plasma membrane transport; exocytosis. Lineage: Eukaryota; Metazoa; Arthropoda; Insecta; Hymenoptera; Diprionidae. Gene Ontology annotation, cellular component: growth cone membrane; exocyst; synapse. The transcript is spliced from 14 exons. The record is from RefSeq and is a predicted model, not a curated record. The coding region runs from base 76 to 3033 and encodes 985 amino acids.